Micromonas commoda is the source of this 2349-nucleotide messenger RNA. RefSeq lists its product with no specific name. NCBI's taxonomy places the organism in Eukaryota, Viridiplantae, Chlorophyta, Mamiellophyceae, Mamiellales, Mamiellaceae. The transcript is spliced from 2 exons. The record is from RefSeq and is a predicted model, not a curated record. The coding region runs from base 1 to 2349 and encodes 782 amino acids. Gene Ontology annotation, cellular component: plasma membrane; perinuclear region of cytoplasm; cytosol. Gene Ontology annotation, biological process: protein stabilization; protein folding; cellular response to heat. Gene Ontology annotation, molecular function: ATP binding; ATP-dependent protein folding chaperone; ATP hydrolysis activity.
AUGUCCGCCGCCGCGAUGACCUCCGCGAUGACCGCCCUCGCCGCCGCGCCCUCGCGCGCCGCCCUCGCGCGCCGCGCGUCAAAGCCGUUCGCGCAUUCGAAGCUCGCCGCCAAGCGUCGCGCGCGCGUUAACCCCCUGACUAUCGUCCGCGCCGAGGCCGCCACCGAGGAGAAGCCCGCGAGCGGCGGCGAGACGUACGAGUACCAGGCCGAGGUCAACCGCCUCCUCGACCUCAUCGUCAACUCCCUGUACAGCAACAGGGACGUCUUCCUCCGCGAACUCGUGUCCAACGCAUCGGACGCGCUCGACAAACUCCGAUUCACGUCCGUGUCCAACCCCGACGUCAUGGCUGCGAACGGCGAGAUGAAGAUGCAGAUCAAGGGCGACCCGGCGUCCAAGACGCUCGUCAUCGAGGACACCGGCAUCGGCAUGACCCGCGACGAUCUCGUCUCAUCCCUGGGCACAAUCGCGCGAUCGGGCACGGCGAAAUUCAUGGAGAUGCUCCAGUCGCAAUCCGAAGGCGAUAACCUCAUCGGCAAGUUCGGCGUCGGGUUCUACUCCGCCUUUCUCGUCGCCGAUAAGAUCACCGUCGUCACCAAGAACCACACCGACGACAAGGCGUGGGUGUGGGAGUCCGAGAUCGAUUCCUCCUCCUACUCCAUCCGAGAAGCCGCCGCAUCGGACGCCGCCCCCGCUCGCGGCACCAAGAUCGUCCUGUCCCUGAAGGAGGGCGCCGAGGAGUUCGCCGAGGACGCGAGGCUGACGAACCUCGUCAAGACGUACUCUGAAUUCAUCUCCUUCCCCAUCGAGGUUUUCGCCACCAAGUCCGUGCCCAAGCAGGUUGAAGACGUCGACGCCACGGCUAAAGCCACGGAAGAGUACAACAAAAAGAAAAUCGAAGCCGAGGCCAAAGGCGAGGAGUUCACCGACGCCGCGCCCGAGCCCGUCAUGAAGACGGAGUACGAGGACGUCCAGGAGUUUGUGGUGACGAACAACGACAAACCCAUCUGGGUCCGUUCCCCGCGCGAGGUCGAGGCCGACGCCUACAACGAGUUCUUCAAAUCCACGUUUAAGGAAUUUCUCGAUCCGCUGGCGUACAACCACUUCGCCGUGGAGGGUGACAUCGAGUUCAGGUCCAUCCUCUACGUCCCCGGCAUGGCGCCGUUCGAGCAGCAGGACAUGAUGGCCAAAAGCAAGGCGAUCAAGCUGUACGUUCGCAGGGUGUUCAUCAGCGACGAAUUCGACGAGUCGUUACUCCCCCGAUACCUCACCUUUGUCCGAGGCGUGGUGGACUCCAACGACUUACCGCUCAACGUGAGCCGCGAGAUUCUCCAAGAGUCCCGCGUCGUCCGCGUCAUGCGCAAGAGGCUCGUCCGCAAGACCCUCGACAUGUUAAAUGAGAUUGCCAAGCGGGACAACGGCGAUUACGACACGUUCUGGGACGCGUUCGGCCGUAACCUCAAACUGGGAGUCAUCGAAGACGCCGCUAACAGGGAUACCCUCGGUUCCCUCCUCCGGUUCCAAACGAGCAAGACGGAGAAGGGCAAAGUCAAGGGCCUGGACGCGUACAUCGAUGCGAUGCCCGAGGGCCAACCCGACAUCUACUACGUCGCCGCGGACACCCGCGCCGCCGCGGAGAACUCGCCUUUCCUCGAACAACUCGCCAAGAAGGGCUACGAGGUUUUGUUCAUGAUCGACCCCAUCGACGAGGUCGCGAUGGCCAACCUGACGCAGUACAAGGAGAAGAAGCUCGUGGACAUCUCCAAGGAGGACCUCAACCUCGGCGAGACGGACGAAGAGGAGAAGAAGCGCCAGACCGAGGUGGAGGAGGAGAUGAAGCCGCUGACGGAUUGGCUCCAGGAGACGCUCGGCGCGGGCAAGGUUGAAAAGGUUGCGGUGUCCAAGCGCCUGACGGACACGCCGUGCAUCCUCGUCACGUCCAAGUUUGGCUGGUCCGCGAACAUGGAGCGCAUCAUGAAGGCGCAGGCCAUGGGCGACAACCGCGCGCAGGAGUACAUGAAGGGUAAGAAGACGAUGGAGAUUAACCCCAAGUCGCCCGUGAUUUUGGACCUGAAAGCAAAACUGGCGGCGGGUCAGACGGCUACGUGUGCGGCGACCGCUGAGCUCCUCUUCGACGCCGCGCUGCUCAAUUCCGGGUUCGCCAUCGACGAGCCCGCGGCGUUCGCGGCGAAGAUCUUCGACCUCAUGGGCCAGGCUGUCGGAGGCGCUUCCGGUGACGCUUCCGGAGAUGCCUCAUCCGCCGGCGGGUUCGUGCCACCCGAGAAGCCAAAGGAGGAGACGAAAGAGGAGGAGGCCAAGCCGGACGCCAUCGACCCGGAGGUUGUGUGA